CAGAAUUUAAAGAUGUCAAAAAACCCAGGAACUACAAGUACUGGUCAGAUGAUGAAGUCAAAAAGAUACUCGAAUGGUUUAAUUUACCUGAAAAUGAAGGUAAACUGGCACGUAAUAAAGCGCAAGCGUGUAGAGAAGUUGCCAAAGAAUUAUUUGAUGGGGAUGAAUAUAUGGCAAUAUCCGUUAGAUCAAAAUUGAUGUCACUCGAGAAAAACUUUAGAGAAGUAGAACAAUUGACUAAAAAGUUGAAUGAUCCAAUAUCAAAUCAAGAGAAAGCAUUAAUUCAAGAUUGUAAACAAUUAUUUGGAAAACCAGAUUCAAGAAUACCUUCUGUCCAAACAUCACCUAGCGUCAUCCCAUCUCCUAUUCAUAAUAACACAUCACAGCAUCCUCCUCCACCUUUGAUCUAUCAUGCUUCAGAUCAACCCAAGUUACCUCAUUUGGAUAAAGACCGUCUUCGAGAACUAUCUCACCCGAUAUCACUGCCUUCAUCGUCCUGGUAAAAUAGAAUGCCACUUCCGCGACUCUCGAUAGGUUCAAUAGAGGACAAUGAGACAAGGAAGCGAAGAACAAGUGACUGCAGUGAGUCGUCCGGUCACAGCCAUUGUGACUCCAAUGUUAAAAUUGCUCGAUAUCAAGCCAGACAAGCAUCCUAUGCUGC
This is a messenger RNA of Rhizopus microsporus ATCC 52813, 661 nucleotides long. RefSeq lists its product as uncharacterized. The transcript has 3 exons. The coding region runs from base 171 to 503 and encodes 110 amino acids. The record is from RefSeq and is a predicted model, not a curated record. NCBI's taxonomy places the organism in Eukaryota, Fungi, Mucoromycota, Mucoromycetes, Mucorales, Rhizopodaceae.